AUGCCCUUGAAACUUACGAAUUUUCUGCGAAAGUUACAGAAUCAAUACGUUACUUUAGAGCUACAGAACGGGUCUACAGUGUAUGGGAUGGUAAUCUCUGUGUCACCGCAUAGUAAUGUCAAUUUACGAGAUGCAACAUUAGAUAGGUACUAUAACAGUGAUUCUGUUUAUUCAGAAGUUACUCCUCAACCUAUAUCGACAUCUCAUCUAAAGAACAUCAAUGUUAAAGAAUGCUUUAUCAGGCAAGUUAUACUCCCAGAUUCUCUAGACCUUGAUAGCAUACUGGUGAAUGCCAACGAAGUUAAUGGGCUAACAAGAUCAGGUAAAUUGGCUGAUCUUGGAGGCAAUAGGAAGAGAAGGAGGAGGUCAAGCUCGAAUAUGACGAAAAGGUUAAGAGGUUAG
Molecule: messenger RNA, 402 nt
Organism: Nakaseomyces glabratus
Lineage: Eukaryota; Fungi; Ascomycota; Saccharomycetes; Saccharomycetales; Saccharomycetaceae
Biological process (GO): spliceosomal snRNP assembly; RNA processing
Cellular component (GO): catalytic step 2 spliceosome; U12-type spliceosomal complex; U5 snRNP
Molecular function (GO): RNA binding
Source: RefSeq, a predicted model, not a curated record